AUGAGUUCAGCACCCAAAUGUCCUCGUACUGACGACUCAUAUGGACUGGGCGCGCUCGUUCUUGGUCAUUCUUUGCGCGGUACUGGGACGACUCGAAAAUUGGUCAUCCUCAUUACUCCAGACGUAUCCGACGCUAUGCGGCAUAGAUUGCAGAAAGUUUAUGACGUAAUUCAAGAGGUCAAUGUCUUGGAUCCCAAGGAUGCGGCCAACUUGGCGCUGCUGGCUCGGCCGGAACUUGCUUUCACUCUGACAAAACUCUAUGCCUGGAAUCUCACACAAUUUCAGAAAGCAGUAUUCAUCAGUGCUGAUUGUUUGGUGCUGCAGAAUGUGGACAAUCUUUUUGACCACGAAGAAUUAUCCGCAGUGACCUAUGUUGGCUGGCCGGAUUGUUUUAACACUGGUGUUUUCGUGUUUCGUCCGAAUACUGACACAUACACUCAGCUUAUUCAGUUCGCACUGGAGAAGGGAUCAUUUGACGGUGGGGACAAGGGCUUGUUGAAUCAGUUUUUCCCGGACUGGAAACGACUUUCCUUUGUUUACAACAUGGUCACUACAGCGAUUGAGUCGCCGGCAUUUAAACAAUAUGGUAGGAAUGUGAAGAUUGUCCAUUUUCUUGGGAGCAUCAAGCCAUGGCAUAGAACGAGCGCGGCAGGUGGCUCCUUCUCACCGGUUUUGGGGAAUUUCUUAUCACUGUGGUGGCAGGCGUUCAAUAUAAGCGUCCGUGGUGGUGUGGAAUCUGAAGUGCCGCGACUGGGACUACUGGUGUGCGUACCAGUCAUCAUGGUGCCAGUUUUAUCUCCCGUUCUGAAGAACAUCGGUAAGCGCUGGAUGGAUUUUGUGCGCCGAGAGUCUGUGAGGGCUGCCAUGGAUCCGCAUUACGGAGCUAAGACAAAUGUCCUCAUUGCCAUUAUGCUUAUGAUCGCUUGGCUGCCUAAAGCUCGUUCUGGAACGGCUACGAUCCCAACGAGUAAAGGAUAAAGCCGUAGUAGAGGAAUAUCCCGAUUUAAAACAAGUUCAGCGAUUAUAACAAGGGAAAGCGAGCAAAGUGCAGCAUACUGACAACGCGCAGUUCCGCGAACGAAAUGCCGAAGAAAAUGACGCGGUAGUGGAAAAUAAAAUCAGAUGGGUAAAGACAAGUAUGCGGACGACAUGAAAAUGCCUGGCACAAAAGUGAAUUUAAAACAAUUUCUUUUAUAAAAAUCAACGCAUCUGGGAAAAGCACUGGUAUCUUAUGUGCAUUGCUCAGAAAUAUAAGUAUCUGCUUGCUCUAACAAUAAGAUUUCCCAAGGUGUAUGUAACUUUGGCUGCUUUGCCAUCGGUACCGUUGCUGUUGUUCGAAAACGGCGGUCUGAAUAGAAUCGAUGUUCGCUGAAGAAUUUAAUAGACUGAAUGGUUUGUGCAAUUGCAGCUGAACUAUACAACCACACUUCAUGCUUUUUCAGUUUGUUAUUUAUUAAACAAG
This is a messenger RNA of Paramacrobiotus metropolitanus, 1462 nucleotides long. RefSeq names its product glycogenin-1-like. The coding region runs from base 1 to 978 and encodes 325 amino acids. Gene Ontology annotation, molecular function: glycosyltransferase activity. NCBI's taxonomy places the organism in Eukaryota, Metazoa, Tardigrada, Eutardigrada, Parachela, Macrobiotidae. The transcript is spliced from 8 exons. Gene Ontology annotation, cellular component: cytoplasm. The record is from RefSeq and is a predicted model, not a curated record.